Molecule: messenger RNA, 663 nt
Organism: Trypanosoma brucei brucei TREU927
Lineage: Eukaryota; Euglenozoa; Kinetoplastea; Trypanosomatida; Trypanosomatidae
Exons: 1
Coding region: 1-663 (220 amino acids)
Source: RefSeq, a predicted model, not a curated record
AUGACAAAUUCCCCAGAUGACGAUGUGGACGACAAUAUGUUCGAGUAUGUCUCCUCAUCGGCUAAAUCACGGACUGGCGACACGCCGACUGACGGUGGCAGGAGGACUAAGAAAACGGUAUAUGAACUAGAGCGUGAGGCGCGCAUUAACACUAUUUUGAAGGAGGGAGGUUUAGUUUUACCUCCACCAUCGGGUGAAGCAACUGUACCAACGGUGGCGAUAUCGCAAGGCAUCUCGUCUUCAAGUGUUUGCACACCUGUUGCUGCGUCAUGCCUUUCUCCUGCAUCGCCGCCGAACAUCAGUGGUGGUAUGGGGCCCGUUUUAGGGAUAUCUGGAGAUAGUGAAGCAACCAGAAAGGCAGCGACGCAACGCAGCUCUGCAGAGGAAGCACAGCGACUAAAGGAUCAGCGUUACGCUAUUUUUCGUCGAAACAAGGCUUUGAAUCAAAAUGCUCUUAGAGAAGUGGAUCCUGACACGAAACGAUAUGUUCAAAUAGCAUACACGCCAGCUGAUGGCGGACCCCGACAGUUACGAGGUAUGGGAAGAGGAAGCGGUAGAGGUACCGGCCGCGGAAAUUAUGGUAAUACCUCCAAUGGGAUGUCCCGAGGCGCUCGGCGGCCUAUGGGGCGUGGCGGACGGGGGUUUAAGCGAACGCGGGAUUGA